AACCAACACAUGCCUUUUGGCCACCUACUCUCGCUUCUCGCGAUACUCGACUAACCGGAUGUUGUUGUUUUUGGGGUUCGGGGCUCGUCCGAGGGUCCGCGGCGUAGCGCUUCUUCGGCGCGGCGGCGUUUCUGGUGUCUCCGCUACGGAGGGAUCGUGUUCCCGCCCCGGCCCGCGCCGCCAUGGAGGACUUUGACGAGAUCUACGAGGAGGAGGAGGAGGACGAGGACGACGAGGACGAGGAGCGUGCGGCCGAGGAGCAGCUGCUCAAGUGCGCGCCAGAGCCGGUGGUGGUGCGCGGAUCGGGGCACGUCACAGUGUUUGGACUCAGCAACAGGUUCGAGUCCGAAUUCCCGUCGUCCCUCACGGGAAAGGUGGCGCCAGAGGAGUUCCGAGCCAGCAUGUCGAGGGUGAACGGCUGCCUGAGGAAGACGCUGCCGGUGAACGCGCGCUGGCUGCUCUGCGGCUGCCUGUGCUGCUGCUGUUCCCUGGGCCUCAGCCUGUGGCCGGUCGUGUGCCUCAGCAAGAGGACACGCCGUUCCAUCGAGAAACUUCUGGAAUGGGAAAACAGCAGGCUCUACCAUAAGCUGUGCCUCCACUGGAGCCUGAGCAGAAGGAAGUGUGAGAGUAGCAACAUGAUGGAAUAUGUCAUCCUCAUUGAGUUCCUCCCGAAGACUCCGAUCCUCCGGCCAGACUAACCGCACCCUCAACUUGUCCCGCGAGUUCUUCCGCUGGUGCCUUCCUCAGUUCUGUUCAGUUGAGGCGUUCACUCACAGAGACCUUCCUGCCUUGGACUGGUGGCUUCUUCUCGUUCUUCUUACAGAUGGGGUUUUUUUCUUCACUUCACCUCAACAUGCUGUGUUUGUUCCUCCGGUUCCCCUGUCCAGCAGAUAGUCAGACUGUGGUGUGACAAAAUGGGCUGGAGCCUCUGAACUGCAGUAAUGUGUCAGAGAAGGAUGUUUGUCUUCACCGCCUCAUCUCAAAACGCCAUUUCUGUCUAAUGGCUCUUUGUGCAAAAUUUACCCAAGAGACCAAAUGGUUUGACAAAUGGACCUGGUGUGACAAGCAAAAGGGUGUUUUCUUCUUAACUAAAAAUGCUUUGUUUUUGGACCUGCUGCGCCCCUUCGUUGCUCUCAAAGUGAUUUUAGAUAUGAGUGACGUGAAGAUAACUUUCUCUUUCUACUUCUGCGAAGGAGCAAUGACUUAUGGAAGGACAUCUCUACAUUUGUCCAUGUCUCACCAGCUUCUCUCAGGCUGUGGCCCACAGAGAUGAUCAGAGUCAACAAACAGCUGGUGUUUCUUCUGCGUGUGUCAAAUUCUGAACAGUUUCAACAAAUGACAUUUGGGCCAAAAAAUAAAGUUGUGAAAAAGUU
This is a messenger RNA of Scleropages formosus (Asian bonytongue), 1373 nucleotides long. RefSeq names its product cysteine-rich hydrophobic domain 2 (gene chic2). The transcript is spliced from 6 exons. The coding region runs from base 183 to 698 and encodes 171 amino acids. The record is from RefSeq and is a predicted model, not a curated record. Lineage: Eukaryota; Metazoa; Chordata; Actinopteri; Osteoglossiformes; Osteoglossidae.